This is a messenger RNA of Rotaria sordida, 897 nucleotides long. NCBI's taxonomy places the organism in Eukaryota, Metazoa, Rotifera, Eurotatoria, Philodinida, Philodinidae. The record is from the annotation of a GenBank genome assembly.
AUGACGAUAGGACAUGUUUCCCGAAACGAUGACCAUAUUAUAUCUGAUAUAACAUCCAUAUCCUGUCCAAAUUUAAAGGAAUUAACAAUAAUAUGUUAUCGCAAUAUUCUACAUUAUGACCGAUUUAUUCUACUUUUUUCUCGUUUAUCAACUGUCGAACAUUUGACAUUAUUAUUGGGUGUCGGUGCAAAUAGAUUUGGACUGGAUCAUUUUAUUGAUGGAUUUGAUUUACAACGAAAUGUUAUUUCACAGAUGCCUCAUCUACGUCAAUUUAAUUUUUAUAUUCGUUCAAUAUUAAAAGAUGCUCCUCAAAUAAACAUCGAUAUACUUUGUCAAAGUUUUCUCGAACAACGCAUACAACAAUUCGUUGAUUGUACAUUGGAUUAUUUUAAUAAUCAUUAUGGACAAUGUCAAGUGUUUUCACUUCCAUUUAUUGGUACUCGUCUUGAUUUUAUUUCUAAUAGAUUUCUUCUUUUUGAUGUUACAAACACAUUUUCAAAUGUCACCACAUUAUUACUCUUCGAUGAUAUUAAACCUUUCGAACAUAAUUUUUUUGAACGUGUAACUCAAGCUCUUCCUCAUCUUAAAACAUUAAACGUGUUUAAUCUGCUUGAACAAGAAGAGACAAAGAAUACUGCAACAAAAUUAAUUGUAUUUUCUCAUUUAGUUGCACUUAUUUUACAUGAUAUACAUAUGGACUAUGCUGAACAAUUUCUUUGUCGAAGUCAUCUUCCACACCUGAUUGAACUCUUUAUUCGUAAUGACGCACUAUUACUUAUCAUUGCUAACAAUGAUCAACAAGCAAAAGAUAACUGUGCAAAUAUUGAAAGACUUCGUAUUGUUGAACCAUGGAUCGAGCCUACAAGUGCUCACUUGAACUUUUUUCCGUCAAUUUAA